UUGGUUUGGAUAUGUUUUUUUUAUAGUGGAAUAUUCAGUGUGAAAUAUUUCUUUUAAGAUGGGCAAUCUGACGAGGUUAGACCUACACCAUGCCUAGAUAGUACAAUGGAAAGCACAAGUUACGUAAAUACGGAUUCUCAUCAAGUAUGUGUUAUGAGAUGUUUUCUGCUAGACAGAUGUACAUGGGCUUCUAACCUUCAUUUGUCUAUCGAGCAACAUGAUUUGUCAACUACAGACUUCGUAGUGGAAGCAGACGUUCUAAAUGUAGAAGUGCCGAGAGUAGUCGAACAAUCAGAUUUCAUCAUUCUUGUUAUCUGCAAACAUCUACAACAAAACAUUCGAAAAAUCAAGAGAUACUUACAGGAUGUAAGUAAUAAGGUGAUAAUUUCUGGUGAUCUUCAUGGACUUCAAACCAAGCAAAUAUUCCACAAUUUCAAAAUGUUUAAGAUAACUGAUGCCGAACCUAUCGCAUCUUACGUAAAAACAACUAUUUCUGGUAAGAGAGAUGAACACGAAGAUUUUAUCUACAAACAACACUCAUCAGAUUAUGAUGACGUCAACAGUAUUGGCGGAACUUAUAAGAAACUAAAGCAUUUCAAACAUUCACAUUUUGGGUUCGUUCAUUCGUCUACAUUAGAACCAGGAGAGAAUAAUAGAGGGACUUUCCUUUUGGCCAAAGCUUGCUUCCCGUCUGUUUUGGUACGUACUGAUUCCUUAGACAAUCUAAAAAGACGGUUUUACAUUGUUGGAGAAGAAGAAAAGAAAGAAUUGAUAAAGCAGAUACAGAAUGUCACAUUAAAGUCGCUACGUAUGAGUUCGGAUUAUCUUGGCUUGAUAACAUUACUUGGGAUUGCAGAUUAUAACAUCCAGGAAAAUAUCAUAGUAACUUUAAAUCAUUUACAACUAGAAGACAAUAUAAUGAACAGAUGCUUACGGGCGAACGAUCUCUUUACAGCAGCAAAGUGGUUAAUAGGAAUAGUGAAAGCUAAUUUUGGAGACUCUCAUAUCAUGAUAAACCUGUUACCGGUUGUCCUGGAGACUAUUUCAAUGCUGUAUUUGUCAACAUUGACUAUAACAAUGCUUGAUGAGAAAGUAAAAUGUGAAAUUGAAUCAUUCUGCGCAGAAUCAGAACAAUCUCUGCGAAGCCUAGUAGCCAAUCAUAUAUCAGGGAAUAAAGAUGCAUUGUCGGGAUUGAUACAUUCACUUCUGGUAAUCCUUGUAGAUUUCAAAACAAGAGUUGGAAUCUCAACGUCAUUGAAAAUUGGAAACUUAAAAGAUGCGUUGAUGAUUCAGGAAAAUAGAAUUCGCAUACUACGAGACUUUCAAAACACCAUGUGCUUCCUCGAACAGUAUACAUGCCUCGCUUUCGUCGCAAAUCUGGUAAUGAAAACAAUGGACAUGGAAAUUAUAGAAUUUUUCGAUCAGCUUAUUCGCCAGUUCUUGAGAAAAGCAAGACGAAAACAAAAGAUGAAUGAUGUCUUAUUUUCAGUCCUUCAUCUUGUAACUAAAACAGUACUAUUAAGAUUAGGAAAGGAUAUAGAUAUCGACUUCCAAAGAACACCAUCUCAAUUGAGUUGGAAACUGGCAAAAAUUUUGAAUCUUUUCCUUGACAAUGACAGAAUUGGACUUUCUCUACGUAAAAGGUUACUGAUCAUGAUAGAACCCUUGUUAUUAAGUAGCAGCCAACAAAUUAUUGUCAACAUCAUAUAUUUAUUACGUAAACAUGAUGUAAAAUCAUAUGAAAUUAGACAAAGGUUUGUCAAAACAAUAAGCUUAAAAUUACACCCUAUCAAUUUUAAAAUAAGAAUUAGUAGUGUUGAACUAGGCGAAGACUUUAAACCUGAGUGGGUGGAUUAUGAAGCAACACUGGCCAACUCUACCAUAGUGACUAUGCACAUGCUUUUACCGACUCUCAACGCACUCUCGAAAGGUGACGUGGAUGAGUAUAUACGGAAAUCAAAGAAGUAUGAAACUGAUCGUCACACAAGUGCACUACAAGUUCUCCAUUCGUUGCAUGAAGGGGUAACCCAUCGGUGCAUAAUUCAAUUGUUUGCUUUCCAGUGUCGUCCAAUUCCGUUAUUUUAUGUGACUGAAAAGUCAAAAGACCCCGAUCUAUUAACUUAUUUAUUGAACAGUAGACAUGUUGAAAAUCAAUUACAGACGCAUCGACUUUUAGAACUAGUUUUAGACAUUAUAGAAGCUGUGCUAUUCUUACAUGAACACAAAUUCAUUCAUAGAAAUUUAACCUGCUCAGCAUUUAGCAUACGACACCAGGGAAGAACGGUGUUCUUACACGACUUCAGUCUUGCCACAAGUCACACUAGCAAUAUAUCAGAAGUUGUAGGAAUUCCAGUCCUUUGGUCAGCUCCAGAAAGUAUUUUAGAAGAUAGAUUUGACAAACGGACGGACGCUUGGAUGCUUGGUAAUAUCGUGUAUGAAGUUUUUACUCGUGGAUGUCAUCCCUACACAGAGGUUUAUAAUACUCCAACCGAUCAAAUACUAGAAUACAUAUUGUUCAGUCGUCUGAAGUUGUACAAGUGGCCAUGUAUCCCGAACGAAGUACACAAUGCAAUACUAGGGUUAACACAAACACAACCAAGCGAUAGAUCGAAAAUUUCAGCGAUAAAAACAAAAAUUGGAUUGUUCUUGAACGACGAAAAAUUCAAGGAUCAAGGUUCCAAAAUCAGUGUUCCACUCGACACAAAACAAAGUCAAGAAUUGCCACAACUGGAUUUGAAUCAAGGAAAUCCUGAAAUUGAAGUUCCAAAACUGAUUUAUCAGCUAAAAGGUAUCCACGGUGGAUCAACUAAUGCUACGAAAAUAUCAGGACAUACGUAUGUGAAUACCCGACUUAGUCAGAGAUUGCAUAGUAACAGCCUUGCUAUCAGUCCUCUCGAUUUGACAGCACAAGAUAAACCUAGAAUCCUCAAAAGGUUUGGAUUUCUAGACAUACGAGAACCAGUUACAUUGAAAUUUCUUCGAAUUUUACCAAAUAUUGACGAGGAAACAUAUAAAGAAGUAAUGUGUUUAUACGAUUCUCCAGAAAGGCAUUUAUCACAAACAGGCCAGAGAAUGCAGGAACAGAAUUUUCCAUUUUAUUUGAAAUACAGGACAAUCAGAGGAAGUAACCUAUUAGAAUUUGCGUUUACACAUCCUUUCAAACAUCGCCAUGGAAAUCCAGCAUCAACCAAAGACGAUUUCAUUCACAUAGUUGUCAAAAUUGCACAUUUUAUUUCCGGAAUGCAUCGCCGACAUUUCAUUUUAGGAGAUCUUUGUGCGGAAAAUUUAUUUGUUUCUGACGACACAAAACAGGUAUUUUUGCCAAGGAUUGGAAGAGUAUUACAUUUUGAUGAAUCCGAUGGAAUUGAGGAUUGUUUACUUGGGUCUAUGUAUCAAGACAGGAAAAGAUGGAAUCCAAUUGAGGUUCUUCAGCAUGGACAAUAUUCAUACGAAAGUGAUGUCUAUCGUUUUGCUAUGACUGUAUAUGAGUUCUACACUGCAUUAAAUAUACAUAGCCAGGACCCGAUGGCUGAUCAACUUAACUGUGCUCCAUUUGCUUACGUUGAAAGUGAUGUGCUUCUAGAUGUUUUAUAUAAUGGAGCAGUGCCACCAAGACCCAAACUAUGCCCUGAUUGGUUAUAUGGAAUAUUACUUAAGUGUUGGGAUCGGGAUAGAACACAGAGACCAUCUGCCCUGUGGCUUAAAAAUAUAAUAUCACGCCAAAUGGGGGAUCCUUUCUUAGAUAUAGACCAUACACUUUUCGAUAAGCAACUAGAUACUGAAGUAGCUGAUUAUGACACUCCAAGACCUGAAAUACCUCUUCGUUCUAAAAACAUAAACCAACCAACAAAUAAACACUCAUUUCAACCAACUCUAUCUAAUCAAUUAGAUACUUCUAACAGUCAUGACGAGUCAUCAGGAUUUAUCUUAUCAAGAGGUCCAACCGUUUACACACGCAGUGGUAAGAGAUCAUCGAGUUAUCGUCGCCAAAGCGACUCGUCAACUAUUGGAAAAACAGAGUUUUCAUUGCCUCAAAGAUUUCCAAGUUUUGAAAAUCUAGCAAGAGAUUUCAAAGGAUCCUUUAGUCAUACCUCACAGAAUCCAUUAAUGCACAAUCUCCAUAGUAAUACAAUACCUCGAUCUCCACCUACUUUUGUGGAACCAGAAAGACAAUCGUUAGGCAGUAACCAUGUUAAAAGUCAACCAGUUAUCUCCCCUGAUUUACCAUUUCAAGGAUCUGUACGUUUACAAAGACAGGUCGGUUCUGUCAUAAAUCACAAUCACACAACUAAAACUAGUAGUGCACCAAACUUACCACAACAACACACAACAAUAUGGAGCAGAAAACAAGAUGAAGAAAAAAAGCAAUUCAACCCACCAUAUCAACACACUGACAAGAGAUUUCAAACAUAUAUUGACGAAUUGAAUGACAAAUUUUCAUCAGUGACAACGAAAGGAAAUAAACAUGAGUUAAACGAGAGUAUAGAGAGUAGCGAAUCAAAUUUGUAUCUUCAAGCAGUUCAAUAUGUAUGACAUUUGUUUUCAUAAUCCAU
This is a messenger RNA of Mytilus trossulus (common blue mussel), 4553 nucleotides long. RefSeq lists its product as uncharacterized. Lineage: Eukaryota; Metazoa; Mollusca; Bivalvia; Mytilida; Mytilidae. Gene Ontology annotation, biological process: protein phosphorylation. The transcript has 15 exons. The coding region runs from base 106 to 4533 and encodes 1475 amino acids. Gene Ontology annotation, molecular function: ATP binding; protein tyrosine kinase activity. The record is from RefSeq and is a predicted model, not a curated record.